AUGCCGGCCGAUGAGACCGCGCUGAGUUUGUUGGAGCCGCCCGCGAAACGCUUCGCAGUCACGGCUCGCAGCGACAAUGUGAUUGAGCUGACCAUGGUCAAAGCCAAAGGAACACACGGUGGCGUGAACUUUUCCCACGUGGAGGAUUUGCUCGUUCUUCACGACCUCGGCGUGGAGGAGCUCUAUGAGUGGAACAACCGACUGCCCGCUGAGCCUGUAGUAAGAGCCAUGGACCGGGUCCUCGCAGUGAACGACGAAAGUGGACGUGCUGAGGAGAUGCUUGCCAAGUUCGUGGAGGGGGAGGAAGUGAAGCUCACCUUGCAGCACGCAAGGCACUUCUCCCUGAACUUGAAGAGGAAUGGCCAGCCCCUGGGCCUCGAGGUCCAGGCGGUGGAGAAUUUGGGGGUGGUCAUCCUCAACGUGAAGGAGGGCAUCAUGGAGGACUACAACAAGACCGGAGCAGGCACUGCCAUCGAGGCAUACUCCUGCAUCUAUGCCGUGGAUGGCAAGGAAUACAGCAGCCGGCGCCCAAAAGAAGGAACCAAGUGA
Molecule: messenger RNA, 549 nt
Organism: Effrenium voratum
Lineage: Eukaryota; Dinophyceae; Suessiales; Symbiodiniaceae
Source: the annotation of a GenBank genome assembly